AUGGAUGUGGCGGACGGUUGCGUGUUGGGGGAAAAGUCGCUUGAGGCGGAGGAAUUGGAGGCGUCUGCCGAUGUUCUCGAGCCUCGCACGGUGCGAAUCCCCGCAACGACAGUUUCACAAGAAGGUGAAGUGAUUGAUGCCGCGUCUUUUGUGCCACGGACGCCUUUCUUGAGCGCCCGAACCUUUUUGUCUUCAAAAGCAAAGCGUGCAACAGACGCAGUCGAUCCGUUCCAGCCAAACACACUGCCCACGGGCGACUACUUCAUUCCGCGUCGCCGGCUUGGCCUCAGGGGCAUGACAUUUAAAACUCAAUGCAAACUGUCCGUGUCACCGUCGAAGAAAGCUCGGGAGGUUGGUGCGCCAUACAAGGAGUCACAUAGCAAGAGGUUCCGUGAUCGUGUCAUGGAUGCACGGGAGUGUUUGUCCAAUGAUGACAGGGUCCUCCUUCUUGUACGCGAGAGGAAUGAUUGCAAGGCGGAGCUGCGGGAAAAGUGCGAGCAGAUAAAAAAGCUUGAAGUAGCCCUUCGCGCGGUGCGUGCGCAGCUGGCAAGGGAUGCCACUAAGCCUGGGAGCUCUGUUGCCGAACAGGGGAACUCUAUCAAUGAUUUGCGGGUGACGCGUCUCGUGAGUGAAAACAACGAUUUGGAGAAGAAUUUGCGCGAGGCGAGAGCACAGAUCUCGACUUGGAAGCGGGAUGCUCGCGUUUCCCAUCUGCAGGAAUUGAAGUUGGAGCUCGCAGUCUAUCAAUCCGAGGUUGCCCGCCUCUAUUCCGUGUUACAAGGCGGUCGAGAGAGGGAUUUGCGGAAGAGUUGCGUUGAGUCUCGCCUUCGAGAGGCUCUCGAUGCGGUGAAACGAAAAGGCGACAUCAUUCGAGAAUUAAGAGAGAAACUCUCAGAGAAUGCCGCGGCCCUAAGCCGCUCUUUAGAGGAUGCCAUGCGGUCCCAGAGUACUGCAGAGCAGCUUCAGGAAGAAAAUGGGGCUCUUUGCAAAGAACUACAGGUGCUAAGGAAGGUAUCCAUUGAAUUAACACAUAAUAGAGAAGAGUUGGAGCGUACACGUGAUGAUCUUAGGGAAACCGGAAAGGAGCUUCACGAGUAUAAACGGCUUAUGGGAAGGUUGGGUAGCCCUGCUGAGAUCUUCACCAUCAUCAAGGAGCGUGAUGCUAUACUGAAUAUGUUGAAGGAGCAAAAUGCGCGUGAGGAGGCUCAACGACGGGAGUUUACACGUCAACUAGGAGAGGCAAGACAAAAUAUGGAAAAGUGUAUUCAAAAGGCUUUACAAGAGGAGCGCGCGUUGGCGAAGGACAAGGAAGCGCAACUACGACACACCUGCAGGAUGUGGAAGGAGCAGUACGAACGCUUGGUACUAGACAGUGCGACCGGCCGAGAACUGCAGGAAAAACAGAUGCAAACUCAAAAAGAACGGCAAGAAGAAAGACAGCAGGAGCAGCGUUUGAUUUUGAGUAAAGUGCCGUUGCAAUCAAACGAGCAGAGCCAACCGAAGGAGGUUCAGAUGAGGAACAGGUUGGAGUCACAAUCAGUCAAAUUGCCAGUAGUACCUCUCCAGACCCCGUCUCAUGCGGGCGUGACAUCGAAAACGUCUCUUUCAAUAUCGAAUUUACCAACAUUUAAAGAGAGUCAUUGUGGUAGCGGUAUCAAUAAUGAUAGAGCCUUUCUUGCGGAGAAUGUCCAACAGGAUGAAAUUGACCGUAGUAGCAUUAAAAAGGAGGAGGGACAUGAGAGCUGUUUGUCAGGCCACCAUGGUCACUCUGCGGAUGAAAAUCACAGUAACUCCAGUGGGCUUGCCUGCGUUUUUCAGCAGCCUUCCGCUACCGCUGCCGCCGCCGAUACCAUUGAAGAGGAAGAAGUUUUUACGAUGCCGGCAAAAGGAAGCCCGAAGCGCUCGGAAACUGAAAAUGUCGUGGCGGGCAUAGGCUCAAACGGAAUUGGGGAUCUCUUGGAGGUUCCUCAUAUUCCAUUGGCGAAUGGAUGUUCCGUUGAAAUGACAUCGGCAAACUCAUUAACGAGAAACGCAUCUCCAAUAGCAGAUGUUGCAUCGAUGCCUUUUUCUAAACUCGACAAAAACUCGGAGGAUUCUCUUCCGAUAAGUUUGAAGGUGCCACCGUCACCUCCAGCCGCGGUACCUGCUCUUCCUGCUGGUGACUCUUCAACGUCUGCCGUCCAUUUAGCUUCCAGCGUGUCUGACGUGCCCGGUGAUUCUGCUGGUGAAUAUUUUAAACCGAAAAGCCGCUAUCAAGAGGAGGAUUUAUGGGAAACUGUAAGUCCUGUUGAGGAGGACGAGUCGUUCACUGUGCAUCACGUGGAAUUGUGA
Trypanosoma cruzi is the source of this 2331-nucleotide messenger RNA. Its product is annotated as flagellum transition zone component, putative. The record is from RefSeq and is a predicted model, not a curated record. The transcript has a single exon. Lineage: Eukaryota; Euglenozoa; Kinetoplastea; Trypanosomatida; Trypanosomatidae. The coding region runs from base 1 to 2331 and encodes 776 amino acids.